Messenger RNA from Tachysurus fulvidraco (yellow catfish), 4834 nucleotides. It is a transcript of the gene vgll2a, whose product is annotated as vestigial-like family member 2a. Lineage: Eukaryota; Metazoa; Chordata; Actinopteri; Siluriformes; Bagridae. The coding region runs from base 372 to 1298 and encodes 308 amino acids. The record is from RefSeq and is a predicted model, not a curated record. Gene Ontology annotation, biological process: regulation of transcription by RNA polymerase II. Gene Ontology annotation, cellular component: nucleus. The transcript is spliced from 4 exons.
GCGCGCGCUGCUAGAUUGGUCGCUUAAGCGCUCGCGCAAUGAGACGUCAAAACGGGACGAGUUGCUGUUUCUCUCUCUCUCUCUCUCUCUCUCUCUCUCUCUCACACACACACACACACACUCCGGGGUGUUUAGUGGUGAGAGAGAGAGAGAGAGAGAGAGAGAGAGAGAGAGAGAGAGAGAGAGAGAGAGAGAGACUGUUCCAUACACCGUGCGCACACACACACACGAAGCGCCACGCGGGUGUCUCGGACUCGGACAGCGAACUCGCCUCCGUUGCUCGUACUUUUUUCCUCUUUUCUCCCCAAUGAAGCGUGAUGUUAUGCUGUUAAAGUCUUCUACCUGACAACAUUGGCUCGUUUUUUUCCGCCAUGAGCUGCUUGGAUGUCAUGUACCAAGUGUACGCGCCGCCUCAGCCUUACUUCACCCCAACUUACAGCCCGUACCACCAUCAUCAUCAUCCUCAUCCUCAUCCUCACCACCAGAAAUUGGCUUUCUAUUCCAAAAUGCAAGAAGAGCCUGUAAGCGGUGGGAACGCGUUCUCCAGUCAUCCCGCAGCCACUAUAAAGGAGGAGGACUGUGCGCCGGAGAAGGAGCAGCCGCCUGAAGCCGAGUACAUCAGCUCACGAUGUGUCCUCUUCACCUACUUCCAGGGAGACAUCAGCUCGGUGGUGGACGAACACUUUAGCCGUGCACUGAGCCAAACCAACAGCUUCGGUCCCGCUUCAGCCAGCGGCAACAAAACGGCACGAGGAGCCUGGAAAGGAUCAUUCCCAAUGAGCCAGCGCAGUUUCCCUCCGUCCUUCUGGAACAGCGCUUAUCAGCCGUCAGUCACAGCGUCUUUAAGCAGUGCUCUGAGUGCGUCCCACACCGACCUGCCCUUUCCUGCUGACCCGUACUCCAGCGCCUCGUUACACAGCCACCUCCACCAGGCGACGCCGGAAUCCUGGCACCCAACACACCACCACCACCAUCAUCAUCCUUACCCGCUCGGAGGCUCCAUCAGCGCUCAGAGCUCAGCUUAUCCUCGACCUUCGGUACACGACGUGUACGGGACGCAUUUCGACCCACGUUACAGCUCUCUUCUAGUGCCCUCAGUGCGACCACACAGACUCCCUCCGGCCACCGUGCCUGCUCCCGGACCCUCGCCUUGCGACAUCAGCAAGAGCGAUCCAACUAGCUCGGCAUGGACCGGAGCUUUCCCCGGAACGGGAUCUGAAAUGGGACAGAGCCUCAGCCUGAAUGUGGAUGCAGGUCUGCAAAACCAGGAUAAAAGCAAGGACUUGUAUUGGUUUUAAUGGCCUGCCUGCCAACUUUCCUGCCCUACUUCCUGCCUCCCUGCCUGUUCCAGCCUCGGCUGAUCUCUGUCUUUCUGUGCCUUUUGCUUAGGCCACAACAGGCUUGUCUUUUUUUUCUUCCCUGUAACAGAUUGUGAUCUCACUUGCAGCUCGGCGUUACGCGCUCUGCAGCGGGGGCGUCCUGAGCUGAAAUCACUCCACGGUGGAUAAACCUAAAAGCUCUGCCGGUUUCCUUCCAGAGCGGAGAAAGAGAAAGAGAAAGACGGAGAGGUGGAAGAAAGAGAUGAAACUCGGCUUUCCAGAAAUACAUGCCGGUGGUGUGACCGGCAGCUGUUCUCUGUACAGCAGACACACGUCCAAGAGAAAUAAAAAAAAAGCAGAACAAGCACUUCAUUCUGGGAUGCGUGAGAACCGAAACUUCAGAAGUGAUCACAACGUCCUUCACAACAGGGACCACGGCCAGCGUCAAACACAGGACAGGGUCUUAUUGCAAUUUUUUUUUUUUUUUUUUUUUGGAAAUGAGAGACUCGGACGAGAGCAGCAUUCCCUGUCGUAUAUUACAGAAGAGACUGGAGGCUAUUUGAAGCCACUUGACUCUAUCUAUAUUGCUCUCGACAGCUGUCAUCGACAACUGGCUUGGAGCUCAGCGGACACACACAAUCACAGCGUCGCUCUGCACCGCGUAACGGCCCGGAUUUUUUUUUUAAAUAAAAGGAGCGUUUUGUUGAACACACUCACGUGGAAAGAAGUUGUUUGUGAGUUACAUAUAAACAAAGGGGAAGAGUGAACACAUGAGGAAGUGCCAGCAGAUGGACACGCACAUACACACAUGUACACACACACACACACACACACACACACACACACACACACAAUUUCAAUGUUUCUGUAUAUACUCCAUGUGUCUGAACAUAAAGUCGGCUCGUUGCUCUGAACACACUGCCAAAAACCUGCUGUUCGGUUUUCAGUCAUCACUGGCACACAAGCUACGUUUAUACACAGCCCAAGAAACAAAUUUACAUCCAUCAAACCAUCUAGAUUUUCAUAUUCAACACGGCCUUGAGGAACGCUGUUUUGUUCUGCUGUGUAAAUGAAUAUAAUAUACUAUAUAUAUAUAUAUAUAUAUUUGUGCUCUUUUAAAAUAUUGUAAGAUUAGAUCAAAGUCUGAGAAGACGUUUAAAUAGGGUUCAUUAAGUCUGAAUACAGGCUAGAAAUAGGGUUAAAAAAAAUCGGAGUAAACUUUUAAAAAGGGUCCUAAAUUCUGAUAAAAUAUUAUAAUUAGGUUCAAAAUCAGAGAACACUUUUAAAAUGUGUCUUAAAUUCUGACAAAAUAUUAAAAAUAGGUUCAAAAUCAGAGAACAUGUUUCAUUUUAAAGGAAAUGUUUUGUUGAGAAUUUUGCGAAUUUUAAUAUGAAAAAAUGACAGUGAUGCAUUUGUUAUUGAUGCACAAAUGUGCUGUAAAAACUUGUAAAAACUGAAAUAUUAAAACGUAAACGUGAAAUAUUAAAAAAGUCUGAGGAUGUUAUAAAUCGGGAAAUUUCUUGAGAAUUUUGAAAAUUAUUAUACAAAGAAAAGAUGUGUUUGAUAUCAUAAAUAGUGAUUUGUUUCAGGGUUGUUAUUUACCGAAAAUUUGAUUUAGAUCAAGUUUUGAAUAGAUUUCAUACAAACUUGUGACUCUGUAAACAUUUUGGUUUGUUUCAGUUUGGCUUUUUUUGUUUUAAAUAUUAUAGAAUUAAACGAAAGUUUAAAACUUUGAGGACGCGUUUAAAAAUCUAGGAUUUUUUUUUUUCAUUUAAAUUUGAAAAUUUUUGGGAGAAUAUUUGAGAAUCUUUUGCACAAAGAAAGGACGUGUUUGAUAUCUUCUAUAUCGGAUCGCUUCCAUAGGGCACUAUUUUCAUGCAAAUUUGUGAAUUUGAUCGUUUCUCCUGGAGUGAAUAUGACACCUACAGAAGACAUUUGUUCAGCGUCGGCUUUCAUACAAACUUUAGAAUGUUUAGAGCGUUUUUUUUUUUAAAUACUAUGAAAUUCUGCCGUUCAUGUAAAUAUUUCUAAAGGUCUUCGCUACAGUCGUCCCUGAUCGAGCCAAGAUCAUUUCUAAUCAAAAAAUAUUGUGAGAAAUCAGAAAGGAAUGCAAAAUAGAGGUCUUACCGCUUCUGUUUUGUGUUUUGAGAUAAAGAAAAAAGCAACAAAUCAAUCAGAGCAAAUAAAAUCGUUUAUUUAAUUUUUUAAAUGAUUUCCUCUAAACUGAAUUGAGUUCCAUAGACUAUUUAUUUAUAUAUAUUGUUUUGAGUACAAGCCAAUUUCAGAAAAAUCACAGUGUAAAUUAGAAACGAAUUGGCGUCAAUACUAACGCAAUUUCUAUUCGUUAUGUUUAAAAAUCGUCCGGAUAUUAAACUCUUAAACUAUUGACUUAUCUUUAAGGCAUGUUAUUCGAAAACUCACUAGAGAAGCUAGAGUGUGUGUAAAGUUACUGCAGUGAGGGAUGUACAUGUGGACAAGUUUGUAUAUCAAAAAUUUGUUAUAUAGAAGAGACAGCGAUUAUUUAUAAGGCAAAGUUAAAUUAACGUUUCAUUAAUAUCUAUUUAAAUGCUGGAAAUUUGUCUUUCGCCCUUACAUGGUCUGGAUGACGUUAGGUUACAUGUUCUUAUGUUUUCAAGACAUUCUCAAGAAAUUUUCACCAGAUUUCUGGUCAAUUUAGAUUAAAUACAAUAAUAAACAAACAAACAAACAAACAAACAAAUAAAUAGGUGUCUGAGAGCCUCUGUGUGUAACCGCAGCCCAGUGUGACCAGUAUGACAAGUCCCGAUGGUGUAUUCGAAGAUAUUUAUUAAUAUAUUGUAAACCUUGUAAACAUUUUUUUCCUUGUCAAGGAGACUUCAGUGUUUAUCUGAUUUAUCCCUACUAUCUGUCUUCAUGCUAAAAGAGCAGAACCGUGUCAUAGACGCAGAUCAUCUUUCAGUAAAAAAAAUGAAUUUAUUAAAAAACAAACCAGAAGUGCAUGUCACGGUGCUGUAAACUCUCCCAAAGUAUUUCUUAUUUCUUAGAAAAUUCUAGAAACGUUGUAAAAAUCCGACGGAGAGGAGAAUUAAUCAGUUUAAUAUUUCAAAAAAAAUUUAUUUUUUUUUGGACAAGGAUUACCUUUUUUUAUGAACUCUACAUGGGCAUUUGCACGAGGCAGCCUUUAGGAUCUGAUGAGAACUUUUAUAGAAGAAAGAUUCCUUGAUCAUCAGGAAACUUCUCAACCUCUUCAUCAUGACCUUCCCUGUGUAUGUUACCAGUGUACAUAAGGCUCUACAUGGAGGGUCUGCUGUAUUAAUAAAGUGACUCCGGUGUUAAGAAAACACGAAACACCUCGACUAAAUCAUGACCGGUUUAUCGUCACGCUCUGUACGUCUCUAUACCCCUAAUUCUGUGCUGUGUGAAGACAAAGAUUUCAAAAUGAUUCCUGUUUUAUUAUUGUGUAAUAACUGUAUAAUAUAUACAUGAUUUGGGGACAUAAGAAGGAAAAAUACGAUUAAAAAACCUGAUGAACCUGU